Messenger RNA from Eurypyga helias (sunbittern), 879 nucleotides. It is a transcript of the gene ACAA2, whose product is annotated as acetyl-CoA acyltransferase 2. The transcript is spliced from 6 exons. The record is from RefSeq and is a predicted model, not a curated record. Gene Ontology annotation, molecular function: acetyl-CoA C-acetyltransferase activity. Gene Ontology annotation, biological process: fatty acid beta-oxidation. NCBI's taxonomy places the organism in Eukaryota, Metazoa, Chordata, Aves, Eurypygiformes, Eurypygidae. The coding region runs from base 1 to 771 and encodes 256 amino acids.
AUGCAGUUGGAAGACACGUUGUGGGAAGGUCUAACAGAUACGCAUGUUAAAACACCAAUGGCAGUUACAGCUGAAAAUCUGGCUGCAAAAUACAACAUCACACGAGAGGACUGUGACCGAUACGCAUUCAAAACACAACAAAGAUGCAAAGCUGCUCAAGAUGCUGGUUACUUUAAUGCUGAGAUGGCACCAAUUGAAGUGAAAACAAAAAAGGGGAAAGAAAAUAUGCAAAAGGACGAGCACCCAAAACCCCAGACUACUCUGGAGCAAUUGGCAAAACUCCCGUCUCUCUUCAAGAAGGAUGGAACAGUGACUGCUGGGAAUGCUUCAGGGGUGUGCGAUGGAGCUGGUGCAGUCAUCAUUGCCAGUGAAUCAGCCCUUAAAAAGCACAGUCUUACUCCUCUGGCCAGGGUAGUAGCCUAUCACUCAGCUGGCUGUGACCCCUCCAUAAUGGGCAUUGGCCCUGUACCUGCAAUCACUGAGGUUCUGAAGAAAACGGGAUUGACCUUGAAGGACAUGGAUCUGGUCGAGGUGAAUGAGGCAUUUGCACCUCAGUAUCUGGCUGUCGAAAAAGUGUUGGGCCUUGACCCUGAAAAAACCAAUGUCAACGGAGGUGCCAUCGCUAUAGGACAUCCUUUGGGUGCCUCAGGAUCACGGAUCACAGCUCAUCUGGUUCAUGAAUUAAGGCGUCGGGGCGGGAAAUAUGCGGUUGGGUCAGCCUGCAUCGGCGGUGGACAAGGUAUUGCUCUUAUCAUUGAGAACACAGCCUGAGAGAUUCCGCAAACUGCAGUGUUGCCCCAGUUACUGAUUCCCUGAGAAAAUUCUGCGUUCUGUGACAAUAAAGCAUCACUAUCUGCCUUCGUUUUCUGCCAUUCCUGC